GGUGCAAGCUGGGGCAUCGAUCGGCAUCAGUCCCUGCCUUCAUGGCAUUUGUAGUCUGGAGACAGACAUUAAACAAUUAUCACGGUGCUGUGGACGCAAAUAAUGGAAAGGCAGGAGAGGCUUCCCUGAUUAAGUGAUACUCCACUGUGAUGAAACUGGGUGACUGGAAUUAACUAGGGACAUAGACAGGGUGUGGGGAGAACAUUUCAGGUGGAAAGAAUAGAACGCGCUAAGGUCCUGUGGUUAGUAGGACCAUUGUUCCAGUGAACGGAAGGGUAGUCACGGCUAGAGCACUGAGACUGAAGCGGGCCUGGUAGGGAAGGAGGCUGCAGAGUCGUUAGCAGGCAGACCACACUUGGUCUCAUAGUGGAAGAUUAGGAUUUGGUUUCUGUACUGAGAACAAUGAGAAGCCACUUGUUGAUUUUAAGCAGGGAAUUGGAACUGUGUUCUGAAAAGGUCCCUCUGGCUUUAGUGUGGAAACUGCAUGGGUGUGUGUGUGCGGCGGGGAGGCAAGGGUGGAUGUGACACCAGCAAGCAGCGGGACCCCUGUGGGCUGUGUCGUGGCGGAGGCCACGGAGAUGGAGAGAAGGGGCGUCCAGGAGGAUUUAUGAGAUUAGAUGAACAGUGUGGAAUAUGGGGGCGGACAGUCCCGAGAAAUCAUUCCCGCAUAACUGGUGCCUGGUGACGCCACUCCAUGAGCAUAAGAACACAGGAAAAGAGCCCUAUCUCGGGUUGAAAAAUAGCAGUUCAGAGGCUUUGCGUUUCGGGCGCGUCUGGCUUAUCUUCCCUCAGCUCUGAGCCCACCUCAGACACCGCGUCCUCGACCUGGAGGCAAACUCAGACCCUCUCACUUUUUGAAGGACCGAGUAGGUACCAGGACGGCCAAGUCGCCCAGCCACGGCGUGAGAAUGAUCCAGAACUGGCCCUAUUGCAGUCUGGAGGAAGAGACGAACACUAAACAAGCAAGUGUAUUCCAUCCGGACGAACGCGAUCAGCAACCGGCCCCAAGCCACCAGAGGCGCGAAGGCCAGCUUGCGAGUUGAAGGGAGAUUGCACCUUCUGCGCAUGCCCGGGGCUGGCGCGUUCGCGGGGCCAGCCCGGAUGACGUCUCCUCGCGGCGUCUACGUCUGACGUCACUUUUCGGCGCUGGCAGGAAGAGGCGCUAGGCGGCGCACGUGGGUGGCUGCGCGGCGGGCUGGCACAUGGCGGGUCCUGCAGGGCUGGCGCUGUGCGGGCAUGCGCUGGUGGUGCGGGGCGGCAGCCGGUUGCUGGCCACCUCCACUUCGAGCAGUGAUGAUGACAGCCUCUUCAUAUAUGAUUGCAGUGCUGCAGAAAAGGAGGCACAAGAGCAUAAAGGGGAGGACGGACAGCCCGUGGAUAAGGGGAGUGACACGAUUCUGGCGUCCACCUUCUCCACGUCUGGCAGCUAUUUUGCUUUAACUGAUGACAGUAAGCGUCUGAUUCUUUUCCGUACAAAACCAUGGCAAUGUCUGAGUGUCAGGACUGUGGUGAGGAGGUGCACAGCCCUGACCUUCACGGCCUCUGAGGAGAAGGUUCUGGUAGCAGACAAGUCUGGGGACGUUUACUCCUUUUCGGUGCUGGAGCCGCACGGGAGCGGCAAGCUUGAACUGGGACACCUGUCCAUGCUGCUGGAUGUGGCCGUGAGUCCCGAUGACCGCUAUGUCCUCACGGCCGACCGGGACGAGAAAAUCCGAGUGAGCUGGGCCGCGGCUCCGCACAACAUCGAGUCCUUCUGCCUUGGGCACACCGAGUUUGUGAGUCGCAUCUUCGUGGUGCCUGACCACCCCGAGCUGCUCUUGUCCUCCUCCGGGGACCGCACCCUGAGGCUCUGGCAGUACAGAAGCGGCCGCGAGUUGCAUUGUUGUCACCUGCCCAGCCUGCAGGAGCCAGCGGAGCCCUGGAGCGACAAGAGGUUUGCUGCGUCCAGGAUCACUUACUGGCGCCAGGAGGACUGCGUGGCGCUCUUGUGUGACGGAUUUAUGGAGCCUUGUUUUAUGCUCCGCAAUAUGGUGGUGGUUUCACGCGCCCUUGAAGAGAACGUGUCCCGUCGUUGCUGGCUGGAGGAGUGUUCUGUGAAUGUCCAUCAGGUCAAGUCGGUGAUGCUGUUGGCUGUUACCGACUUCAGGAACACAGCCAUCCUCCUAAUUUCUGUGUACCUCUCUCACGUACGGAAAGCAGUACUGAAGUGUCUAAUCGUGGAACUGAUUUUCCAUUAUCCUAGUGGUUUUUGAUUCUGACGUUAGGUGCGUACACACGUAGGAGUAGCGUGUCAUCUUGGCGAGUGAUGCCUUAUCAUUCUGAAAUACCCCUCUGUCCCUAGUCCUCUUCUUUGUUCCGAAGUGUAGGUUAUCCUGUGGAUGCAACCACUCCAAGUAAAAAGUUAGUGUUAGCGUGGAAUUCCUUUUGUCAUCCCUUCUAAUCUAUGUAUGUAUUUAUAUUUAAAGUAUUUUUUUUUGUUGUUUUUUGUAAACAAUGUCUUCUUAUCCUCCAAAUUUUGGAUUUCAGUGGGAAUUCCGAUGAGCCACGUAUGUAAUUUAAAGUGUGCAGUAGUCACUUUGAAAAGUUUGAAAAAGCAGAUAACAUUUUGAGAAUAGUCUGUUUAACCAAAUACAGCAAAAAUAGUGUUCCAACAUAUAAUCUAUAUGUUAUUCAUGAGCUAUUUUACAUUCUGUUUUUAAUCUUAAUUGUCAGAAAUAUGGUGUGUACUGUGCAUAAGGUUUCCUCUUUCAGAAAGCCCUGGUAGCCUAGGUAAACUGACUGCGUGAAUGACCUUGCUUUGCCCUUCCCACAACCUAAUUCCCACUCUUAAGCCUCAAAGUAGCCAAUAAACAGUGAGCCCUCGAAACCCUAGGCGCCCCAGCGUCGACCCCAGUGGAGGCGGCGCCCCAGGCUCGUGCAUUUGCACGGUCACUCUCUCCUCGGCCUCGCUGUGUGGCCCUCGGGCAUGCUGUGCCCUCUGGGACUGAGUAAUAAACCUCAUUUCGCAAAGUUCCCCGGUGGCUUUUGCUGAAGCGUGUCCUGCAACCGUAAGAACCAGACAGGCUGGUCCAGCCACAACCUUGGCUUUGGUGGGGAAAACGCCUGGGGGCUCUCGCUCUCAGUAAUUCGGGUUGUGUGGAGCACACGUGCGGUUCUGUAAGAAAGCUCCGUACCGUUUUCCAGAGUGGGGGUGUCGUUUUACAUUCCUGUGGGUGAUGCACGUUGACCCAGUUUCUCUGCAUCCUCACCAGCAUUUGGUGUCGUCACGGUUUUAUCUUGAGUUUUGAGAGUUCUUUGUUCAAGUUCUUUGCCAGAUAUGGUCUGCAAACGUCUUCUCCCAGGGCGCAAUUCCUUUUUUCAUCCUUUGAACACGGGGUCUUUUGCAAAGCAAACACAUGUAAUAUCGAUGGGCUCCAGUUGAUCAGUUUUUUCCUUUGACGGAUGGUGCUUUUGGUGUCAAGAAUCCUUUUCCUAGCCCUGGCCCCUCAGGAUUUUGUCCUAUGAUAUUUCUAGAUGCUUCAUAGUUUCAUGUUUUACAUUUAAGUCCAUGAUCCAUCGUGAGUUAAUUUGUAUGUAAGAUGUGAGGUUCUGUUCUUUGACUGUGGACGUCUGCCUGCCCUGGCACCACUUGUUGGAAAGGCUGUCUGUCCUCCGUUGAAUUGCUGUUGUGGCCUUCAUUGUGGAAGGAUAUUUUCACUGGAGGUAGUUCUUUAAUUUUCAUUUCUUUGGAGAUGUUCCUGCUCUGUCUCGGGGCCGCCCUGGUCUCCCCAGGGUCUGUUUUCCUCUGUGCUGGUGGCCUCAGUGUCUGUGCACAAAGUCCGUGCCCAGCUUCGUGCCCCGGCAGCUGGACCCUCUGCCUUUUCUUUUGCAGGUUGGCACGGUGGCAGGCAUGGUCAGUGGAGGGCGCUGGGCUGGGCUUGGGGGGCACUGCAGGAGGACGGGGCUGCUGCUCCAGGGCCCAGGGUCCUUUCUUCGUGGGCUGUGAUAUGCCGGCCAGCAGCACGGGGUGCUCUGUGACACCCCAGUGGGCUCCCCAGUGAGCGUCCACCGCACCCCAGCAGGAGGGGUCCUGGCACGUGCCCUGGCACCACGGCCAGCUCCCAGGGAGUCUGUCUCCCGGUGCCCCAGUGAGCUGCCGGAACCCUGGCAGGAGGCUUUCUGCUCGCCAGUGCCACCAGCCGGCACAUCACAGCCGCACCCCCUCAAACAAGGUCCAGUCCCCACCCCAAACCCCCAGUGGGAUGCUGCCAUCUCUCCGAGGCCCACAGAUGUCACGCUUCUCCUGGCUUGUUCCUUCUCGGACCCUCUGCGUCAGUCCUGGAGCUGCUGGCUACUCCCAGACCUCAGAUUCCUUUGUUCCUUAAAGCUCUUUACACUUCACUCAGCAACCCUCUGUUCCUAUUUAACAAUUCUUUAUAUUAGAGUUUUCCUCCUUAAAUUAUCUGUGUGAUUUCUAUCUCUUGACUGAUACACCUUCUUUUCCCCACUGUACAUAAUGUGUCUUCUCUUCCUGGCUUUUUUAAAAGUUUUCCUCUUCAUCACUGGUUUUCUGUAAUUUGAUCAUGAUGUGCUUUGGGGGGUAUGUGUAUGUUUAUCCUGUUUAGCGUUUGCUGAGUUUCUUAAAUCUGUGGAUUUAUCGUUUUUAUCAAAUUUGGGAGUUUCCAAGUAUUAUUUCUUCAAAUAUUUUUUUCCUUCCCCCUUCUCUCUUUGCCUCCUGCAAACUUCAGUACUUGUAUUUCAGACUGUUUGAUGCAGGCACCAAGGUCAACCAGUCUCGGCAAUUCCUCUUCGGGCCGUUUUCUGUUUGUGCUUCAUUGUGGAUAGAUUCUUCUUUUUAAAUUUAUUUUUGGCUGCGUUGGGUCUUUGCUGCUACACACGGGCUUUCUCUAGUUGCGGUGAGCAGGGGCUACUCUUCGUUGCAGUGCAUGGGCUUCUCAUUGGGGGUGGCUUCUCUUGCGGAGCACGGGCUCUAGGCGCACGCGGGCUUCAGUAGUUGUGGCUCGCGGGCUCAGUAGUUGUGGCACACAGGCUCUAGAGCGCAGGCUCAGUAGUUGUGGCUCACGGGCUUAGUUGCUCCGCGGCAUGUGGGAUCUUCCCGGACCAGGGCUCAAACCCGUGUCCCCUGCAUCGGCAGGCGGAUUCUUAACCGCUGCGCCACCAGGGAAUUCCAUGGAUGGAUUCUGUUUCUCAUCUUCACGUUCCCUGAUCUUUUCUUCUGUGGUGUGUAAGCUGCUGUCAAUCCAAGGCAAGGCUGAGUAUUUUCUGAAUCAGAUACUGUAUUUUUCAUCUCUGUAAUUUUCGAUUUUCUUUUAAAAGUAUCUUUCAUUUCUCUCAUCAUACUCAUUAAAAAAAUGUCCUUGAGCAUGCGGUGCAUACUUAAAAUGAUUGUUUUCUUUUACGUUGACUCCAUCUUCUCCGUCAUUUCUGGUCUGUUUCUGCUGACUGGUUUACCUUCUGUUUAUGGCACCUGUUUUCCUGCUGCUGCGCCCGGGAGGUUUUUUAUCGGGUGCCUGAUAUUGUGACACUUUCACGGUUGAGUGCUCAGCUUUAAUGUCUUCCUUUAAAGAACGUUUCACUCUUCCUGGCAGGCUGUUAAGCUCCUGUGGAUGAAGUCGAUCCUUUCGGGGUCCGCUCUGGAGCUCACCGGGGCAGGUCUGGAGCAGCCUUUAGAGGGAUCGUGUGCUCUGCUUCCUGAGGCCGGCCCACCUGGCAUCCCUGGGGAGCACCCCGUGUGUUCAUGAAGCCUCCCCAUGCUAGGCUGGCCGGAGGGGCCUCGGAUGACGCCUGGCCUGGGGAUUGUCCUGUCCUCAGAAGUAGCCGUGUGGGCCUCGCGGGGUUUCACCACACGUGAGCAGGGUGGUGUUGAAGCAGAGGCCCAAGGGGACCCGGGCAGCUCCCUCUUCUCAGGCGCCCUGUCCCCAGCUCAGCUGCCCUGCCUCCGAAUUCCCUUCCACCCGCGCCCCCUGUGCUGCGGCCGAAGGAUUACUUGAGGCGAAAAGUCCUCAGGCCUGUGUCGCCAGGUUUCCAGUUGGCCCUGGGGGGCGGGGUGUGUGUGUCUGGGCCCGCCGUGUUCCCUGUGCUCUGGGGCUGAGUCACAUUUGUCGUGUGACGGGUGAGGCCCGGCCUCUCGUCUCUGACCGGCCUCUGACUGUCCUUGGCCCAGCUGCUUGGCAGUGUUUCCUGGGGAGGGGGUGGGGGGGGCUGCUCUGAAGAACAUCUUUCUAGCCUUUCCUCUGUUGUGUGCACUGCACAUCUUUCCAAGGUUGACUUCUGGCUUCGUUUUAGAUAUUUUCUUUUUAAUAUGGCCUUUCCUGGUAGUCAGAUUCAGCCAUCUUUUUACGCUCUUUGGGUAUCACACUGUAUUGGGGAAGGUUUUCUCCACCCUGCCUACCUUUGAAACGGCUGGUCUAGGAAGUGGGGGGCAGAAGCGUGGGAUGAAAGACGGGACACUCCCGCCUGACGUGGGGAGGAGCACGUGGGAAAACUGUGGUUUCCGCGUCAAAAGCCAUUUAUUUCUCCCCCCAGGCCUGGCUUUUUACCUGUGAAAUGGAGGCAAAGUGGUUCUAAGAUUCACAGUGGGAUCUGCCAAUGUUUGAAGCAGAAAAU
This is a messenger RNA of Physeter macrocephalus (sperm whale), 6606 nucleotides long. RefSeq names its product WD repeat domain 4 (gene WDR4). The record is from RefSeq and is a predicted model, not a curated record. Gene Ontology annotation, molecular function: protein binding. The transcript has 9 exons. Gene Ontology annotation, biological process: tRNA modification; RNA (guanine-N7)-methylation. Gene Ontology annotation, cellular component: tRNA methyltransferase complex; nucleus; cytosol. Bases 1203 to 2252 code for a protein of 349 amino acids. NCBI's taxonomy places the organism in Eukaryota, Metazoa, Chordata, Mammalia, Artiodactyla, Physeteridae.